AUGAACAAAGCAGCGUCUGCUGUUUCAUCACAAACCUCAUCAUUAGUAUCUUCUGAAAGAAAGCUUAAGGAGAAACGAUUUAUUUGUUUUCUUUAUCGUAAUUUAUUGAAAUUAUGCAGAUGUUAUGACGAACAUCCGGCACUUAAAUUUUCACUUGUAAAUCCUCGGAACACUAAAAGUCGAAACCUCAUCACUCGUAGUUGGACAAAAACACAAUUAGGACAAUUCAUUCUCUCGCAAGUGUAUCGUGACCCAAAAUCAUUUUUCUAUACGCCUCCUGGCGCUAGUUUUGAAAGGAUUUGUAAGAAUGUUUUCAGGAUACGUAAUCAUGUGGAGGACGGAAGCAUAAAGUUUACCAAGAAUGAUGCCAUAGAAGUUUGUUUUGGACUUCAAAGUGAAAUGAAUUUGAACAUUGAGAAAUCUAAGAAGCUUAUGGUUGUUCGAAAAUUGCAUGACCAACACGAUUUUGAAAGCUCGGAAACACAACCAGUUGAAUUUUCACUCGUUAAUACUGUUGAACCCAAAAAAUUUCACAUUUUAGUCUCUCAUCCCAUGUUGACGGACAUUGUUUUUGAGAGAACAUGCUUUGUUAUGACUGACAACAAGCAACGUGUGGCUUCAAUUUUGGGAAAGAGAGCACAUGAGCUUCGAAGAAAAAAGAAAAGAAAGAAAAACCAAAAGCAAUUGUUACCCUCCAUGAUAGAAGAGCAUAUUCCUCAAACGUCCAAUGCCGGUGACGGGAGUGAUUCGAGUGUGUCAACUGCUCCUGUGUCCAAUUCAGAAAGCAGUUCAGUAACAACAGACCAUAUUCAACAAGAGUUCUCGAAAUCACUCGAGGCAAAUAUUGAGACAUUUCCAAACGACCCUAAUUUACUUAAAUCAAAAAUUCCUCUUACCAUUACUCCUGUAAUGCCAUUGCAAACACAUGAUACUUUCGAAUAUGAUGAUGACAAUAAUUUUUCAAACAAUCCUGAGGAUGACUACGAUCCAAAUGACGAAUAUGACGAUAGUACUGAUUCUAAUGAAUAUGAAUAUGAACCUGAAGAUACUAUUAAUGAUGAGAUGCUUUCAACCUUAGAAGAAGAGGGUAAUCGAUAUCUUGAAAAUUUAUUAAAAGAGCUUGAAGCAAGACAACGUUUAGCCUCAUGGAGGAAGGGACAACUGUCAUCAGAAAUUCAACAUGGCACGUGGCUGGUAGUAACAGUUGAUAAUCCGUCUCAACUCCUGUCGAUAGCAAAUUCCAAACCUCAUUGGCAAGUAUGGGAGUAUGUUGUAAAGAGGUUGGCUUCCUCGUAUCCUGAACUCGAGAGCUGGCUUGAUUUUCCAUUCAAUCCUCCAAUGAAAUAA
Messenger RNA from Naegleria lovaniensis, 1347 nucleotides. RefSeq lists its product as uncharacterized. Bases 1 to 1347 code for a protein of 448 amino acids. NCBI's taxonomy places the organism in Eukaryota, Heterolobosea, Eutetramitea, Acrasida, Naegleriidae. The record is from RefSeq and is a predicted model, not a curated record. The transcript has 2 exons.